AUGGACAGUUACAGUGGGACCAACGCAAUGGAGGCGGUGCCUGGUGGAGAGACUGGGCUUGAAGGGCGUAUGUGGCAAUUGGGCCUCAGAGGUGGGCCUGAACCGUACCCGGAGAGGCCCGGUGAGCCCGAUUGUAUCUAUUACCUGAGGACUGGAUUCUGCGGAUACGGGAAUCGGUGCCGGUUCAAUCAUCCACGAGACCGUAGCCUGACAAUUGGAGCAUUUCGAGCUGGUGGGGGCGAGUAUCCAGAACGUGUAGGCCAACCUGUCUGUCAGCACUACAUGCGGACAGGAACGUGCAAAUUUAGUGUUUCCUGCAAGUACAACCAUCCCAAGCUUGGAAUUGGGACUUUAGGUCCAGUGACACUGAACAUUUAUGGAUAUCCUUUGCGCCCGGGAGAAAAAGAAUGUUCAUAUUAUGGAAAGACAGGGCACUGCAAGUUUGGUCUCACCUGUAAAUUUCAUCACCCACAGCCACUUGGAGUAUCAGUGCCAGUGCCAUCACCAUCCCCCAGUGCUGGGCUUUUGGCUGCCCCUGUGCCUACACUGGGAAACUAUCUGAGUGGGCCCUCUCCUUCUGUUCAAUCUUCACAACAAUAUGGGGUUAUUCAAGGCAAUUGGCCAGUUGUGACUCCUGCAAUGCUUCCUGGUUCAUAUGUUCCUGGAAGUUAUGGUCCAGUGCUCUUGCCCCCAGGUGUCGUUCCAGUUUCGGGUUGGACUCCCUAUGCGGCACCUGUCAGCCCUGUGGCCUCCCAAAGCGUUCAACCAGCAGUUGCUGGUAGCUCAAUUUACGGGAUAACAAAGCUGUCUCCUUCUGCGGCUGCAUAUCCGGGACAAUAUAUUUCAGUUACUUCUUCUGGUGGCCCCUCGAGUAGCAGCCACAAGGAACUUGCACAUCCAGAAAGACCUGGUAAACCAAAAUGUCAGCAUUUUUUAAGGACUGGAGAGUGUAAAUUUGGGGCUACUUGUAAGUAUCAUCAUCCACCAGAGUGGAGUGAGCAAAAGACUACUUUUGUGCUUAGUCCAAUGGGUCUUCCUUUACGCCCUGGUGCACCACUUUGCUCUCACUAUGCAAAGAACGGAGUUUGCAAAUUUGGGCCCACGUGCAGAUUCGACCACCCAAUGAGGGGGCUGAGUUACAGCCCAUCCGCAUCCUCUCUGACCGAUAUGCCGGUUGCACCUUACCCUGUCUCUGUGGAGUCCACCCACGCAACUUUGGCCCUGUCUGAUUUGAGGCUUUCAGGGCUCAACAAAGACACCUUCUGCUUGUCUCAAAUGUCUCCCAUGAGCAGCACGAGCGCAUCCAUCACCCUAGGAUUCUCAAGCGAUGGGCCCGUCUCACAAACGGGCAUCAGCAGCAGUCGGGCUGGGGAUCUAAAAAAUCUUUGA
Molecule: messenger RNA, 1389 nt
Organism: Striga hermonthica
Lineage: Eukaryota; Viridiplantae; Streptophyta; Magnoliopsida; Lamiales; Orobanchaceae
Source: the annotation of a GenBank genome assembly